This is a messenger RNA of Brassicogethes aeneus, 420 nucleotides long. The record is from the annotation of a GenBank genome assembly. NCBI's taxonomy places the organism in Eukaryota, Metazoa, Arthropoda, Insecta, Coleoptera, Nitidulidae.
AUGGUUAUGAACUACGCCUCAAACGUCAAAUCAACAGAUAUUAGUGAAAGAUCUCAACUGAAGCAUGAUAAGAACUUUAAUCAUAGAUUUUCUCUUGCCAUGGAUGAAUGGACUUCAUCGAGAAAUCGGAGUUUUAUAAAUUUAAACGUUCACACAUUUGCUGAAGGUCGGCCCAUAUUCUGGAAUUUAGGAUUGACUCGAAUCAUUGGAACUAGGCAUUUUAGAUGUGAUCUACAAAAAACAGCUAAAAGUGUUGUUUUAAAUACUGAGGAGAGUGAAACCCAUAUGGAUGCUAUGGACAGCAAGAGUUCAGAGGAUGAAGGAGACGACGAAACAAAUGCAGGGUUUGUUGUUAAGCUUACCACAAGUGAAGAAGCGGAAAUAUCUCUUGAGAACGGCGAUCUUAUAAGAAAAAUUUGA